AUGACCCUGUUUGUUAUUCAUGAGUCACAUUUUCAAGGUGGGACUAUCAGUUACAAAGUUAUAGGUACUAAUGGAUCACAAUUGAUUGUUCGCAUUACACAAACAUAUACUUUGAUACUUACUCUUUUUGGAGAUGCAACAGCAACGCUUAUUUGUAUUGCUAAUUGUUCAACAAGUGGUGGUUAUAUAUCCAUACCUAUUGCGUCAAAAUGUACUGAUUAUUCAGUUGGAAUGUUAAUUACUGUUGGACAACGAACUGACGAUGUUUUACUUAAUAACGGAUCAUAUUUUAGUAUUACUAAUAACGGAAGCGCUUUUCGUACUCUUAGUCUACCGAGUGGUAGUGGAUCAAAUCAAAAUUGGACUACUAUGAUCUGUCCUAUUGAUAUUCCUGUUGGUGUUCAACAAACGAUUUCAAUACCAACAAUAGAUGCUGAUAAUGAUGAAGUUCGAUGUCGUUUUGCAAGCGGUGCUAUUGAAUGCGAUAGUGUUUGUCCACCAAAAUCAUUACCGAAUGGUACUACUAUUUCAAAUAAUUGUACACUUAUUAUCACAGGUGCUCAAGCGGAUGAUUGA
This is a messenger RNA of Rotaria sp. Silwood1, 576 nucleotides long. Lineage: Eukaryota; Metazoa; Rotifera; Eurotatoria; Philodinida; Philodinidae. The record is from the annotation of a GenBank genome assembly.